Molecule: messenger RNA, 4696 nt
Organism: Diceros bicornis minor
Lineage: Eukaryota; Metazoa; Chordata; Mammalia; Perissodactyla; Rhinocerotidae
Gene: SLC35A5
Product: solute carrier family 35 member A5
Exons: 4
Coding region: 2629-3543 (304 amino acids)
Biological process (GO): pyrimidine nucleotide-sugar transmembrane transport
Cellular component (GO): Golgi membrane
Molecular function (GO): pyrimidine nucleotide-sugar transmembrane transporter activity
Source: RefSeq, a predicted model, not a curated record
UCUAAUUUCAUGAAGUGGUCCGUUCCUGCCUUUCUUUAUUUCCUGGAUAAUUUGAUUGUCUUCUAUGUUCUUUCCUAUCUUCAGCCUGUAAGUAAAUAUGACAAAGAAAAUAGCAUUGGAAAAACACAGAGAAUGAAUCUCAGAACUAAUUUUUCUUUUUUUUUUUAUCAUUUUCCUUGGCAUCAUUAGUUUCUCAUUGCCCUCCCAUGCCUUCCUGAUGUUUGACCAGAUCAUCUGCAUACUGACUUACCAGUCUGCUUGCCAGAUUCUCUCACUGUUAAAGAUGACUCUAUUAAACCAUGCUGACUGUUUGGCAGGAGUUACUCCCUGGCCACUGCAUUUGGAGCCAUCUCUCUUUGUGUAACCUUGAUCAGUCUGCCUGUUUUCUAAGCCAUCCUAUGGUCACCAACCUCUAAUAUUAAUCUCAACAUCCAGGACCUCCAAGCAGACUGCCCUGAUUAACUCAGAAAAUUAUACAGCUCAGUGCACCACUCUUUCUUACACCCACUUUAGUGUAGUUUAUAUGUAUUCUAUUUGUAUGACUUUUUUUUAUGUUAGUCCUGUCAUUUAACCAGCAAGUUAUUUAAUGGUAGAGAUUAUAUCCUCUCAACUCUAUAAAUAUUAUCUGUAACUGAUAAUACUAAGAAUAUUUCUCAUCUCUCUUGGCAUCCUCCUUACCAAUUUAGAGAGCCAUUAAUAAUCAGAAUUAAAAUUUGGUCUUCUGCUUUUACCUGUUACUUAGUUUGGAUCAUGUGUAUGUUUCACUCUAUUAUUUUAUAAAAUGAAGAUUUCUAUUGCCAUUGUUGCCAAAAUGUGUUUUAAGUUUCUUUAAAGAGUAAAUUCAGGCAUUUGAUUAUAAAUAGUAUUUUAUUGGUACUAGUCUAUGUGAAGCUGCUUAAAUAUAGCCAAAUCAGUUUGAGAAUGGAAUGAAAAGGAAGGAUCAGGAAAGUAGUAUGGUAGAAAACAGGAGUUUGAUCUUUUGCAUAGUUUAGAAGCUGUGUAACUAGGCAAGCCCCAACUGCUUGAGGUGUCAAUUGCCCAUCUGUAAGAUAGAAUAGUGUUACCAUACCAUCCUGGAAGUGGAGACCUGAGCCAGGUGAUCACCUGAAGUUCCUUUCAGCUGUAUGAUCCGUGUUAUUAGUAAGUGUUCAUUCCAUCUAAAAUGUGUUCUCUGUUGGGGCCAGCCCGGUGGUGUAGUGGUUAAGUUCGCUCUGUCUGCUUCAGCAGCCGGGGGUUUGCAGGUUUGAUUCCGGGUACGGACCUACACACCGCUCAUCAAGCCAUGCUGUGGUGGCAUCCCAUAAACAAAAUAGAGGAAGAUGGGCACAGAUGUUAGCUCAGGGCCAGUCUUCCUCAGCAAAAAGAGGAAGAUUGGCAAUGGGUGUUAGCUCAUGGCCAGUCUUCCUCACCAGAAAAAAUAACAAUUAAAAAAGAAAAUAUGUUCUCUCCUAAAUUCUUGCUUCCACAUUGUUUUUCAGAUCUGAGAAUUCUUGUACCCAAUGACAUAAUUGUUCACAUUCAUUAAGUAUAUAUUUGUUGUAUUUUGUUUGUAUCCAACAGAUUAUCUCUAAAUUUGUAUCCCUUUUCUACAUCCCCACUACCAAAGCAAGACUGCAAUUUCCUGUUCUUCUUCCAGCUUAUUGCUCUGCGCUUCCUUCCUGAUUGUGUACAACCACAGAUAUUAAAAAAUAAAUCACAUGGCGUUUUCUGUGUAUUGCUGUGCCCAAGUCUAGUUGGAAAGAAUUAAACAGAGAUGCAUGGAGGUUUGGGGGCAGAGAGCUCUGAUGUUUUGUUUACUCUAUACUCUUCAUGGAAAGAGUUUUCAGACUCCAUCAGGCCAGCCAGGCCACUUGGCUAGGUGCAUUUGCACUGCCCUUAUUGUGAUUGAUCAGACCCACCACUUUCCCACUGUUAGUGGCCACUUACUUUCCUCAUCUCUUACUCUUCUCCUGACGAGGAGUUCGCAACCAUUUGUCUACAGAGAAGACACUGAGAAAACCUUAAAAUAGUGGUUCCCAUAAAAAUUCAGUAGAAAAACAACAGUGUUGUGUUCUUGGAAUUUUUGCUAGUUUUUAUUGGAUUUACUCCUAUUUCUUUAAUGCAGCUGCAUAUUAGCCAUGUUAGCUGGUUAUAUAAGACUGUUGAUGAUUUUUAGGGUUUAAUCAACCUAAAGUGACAGCAAGGAGGAAGGCAGGGGAACUAAAUCAGUAGGAUUUGUUUUUAAAAAUUAUUAAUGUCAUAUCCAAUUAUGAGGAACGAUGAUAAAAUUUCAUACUUUCUGGGCCAAAACAUACAUAUACAUGUUCGGAUUAAUACUUUCAUGUGAAAUAUGACUGAAUUCACAAAAACAAAUCUUUAUAAAAUCUGGCUAACACAUUUCUAAGUGUUUAGAACAAUGUGACUAAGUCCAAAGAACUGUCAGAUAAGAGUUGAGUAGCGCAUCACCAUUAUUGAAUCACUACAGUUCAGCCAGGCGAGUUGAUUCAAUUCCUAGAACAGUAAAGAUGCUUAAAAGCCUACACCUCAAUUUCCUUACAUAUAUAAGUGGGCCUAGCAGUACCUGCCUUCUCUCUCCCCGUAGAAGCAGUAUUAAAAGGUUAUAAAGCACUUUGAGAGCUUCAAAAGGCCAUGGCUGUUAUCUUCUCAAAUUUUAGCAUUAUAACAACAGCCCUUCUAUUCAGGAUAGUGCUGAAGAGGCAUCUAAACUGGAUACAAUGGGCUUCCCUCCUGAUUCUGUUUUUGUCUAUCGUGGCCCUGACCGCUGGGACUAAAACUUCACAGCAUAACCUGGCAGGACAUGGAUUUCAUCAUGAUGCCUUCUUCAGCCCUUCCAAUUCCUGCCUUCUUUUCAGAAGUGAGUGUCCCAGAAAAGACAAUUGCACAGCAAAGAAGUGGACUUUCUCUGAAGCCAAGUGGAACACCACAGCCAGGAUUUUCAGUCACGUCCGUCUCGGCUUGGGCCAUGUGCUUAUUAUAGUCCAGUGUUUUAUUUCUUCAAUGGCCAAUAUCUAUAAUGAAAAGAUAUUGAAGGAAGGGAACCAGCUCACUGAAAGCAUCUUCAUACAGAACAGCAAACUCUAUUUCUUUGGCGUUCUUUUUAAUGGAUUGACCCUGGGCCUUCAGAGCAGUAACCGUGAUCAGAUUAAGAGCUGUGGGUUUUUUUAUGGCCACAAUGCAUUUUCAGUAGCCCUUAUUUUUGUAACUGCAUUCCAGGGCCUCUCGGUGGCUUUUAUUCUGAAGUUCUUGGAUAACAUGUUCCAUGUCUUGAUGGCCCAGGUCACCACUGUCAUCAUCACAACAGUGUCCGUCCUGGUCUUUGACUUCAGGCCCUCCCUGGAGUUUUUCUUAGAAGCCCCAUCAGUUCUCCUCUCCAUAUUUAUUUAUAAAGCCAGUAAGUCACAAGAUCUGGAAUAUGCACCUAGGCAAGAAAGGAUCCGAGAUCUAAGUGGCAGUCUUUGGGAGCGCUCCUGUGGGGAUGGAGAGGAACUGGAAAGACUUACCAAACCCAAGAGUGAUAUUGAGUCAGAUGAAGAUACUUUCUAAUCAGUACCCAAAUACUUGGCAUCUCUCACAAACCUUAUUUUCACAUUUUCAGCAUGUGUAAUACUUGUCUUUUCACUUUGAUAAACCAAGAACAUUUCUAAAGCAUAAUACUGUUUGCAUAUAUCUAACCACUCCCUAAGCGGUUCCAUCCAAGACUUAGAGGACCCAAAGGCUAAAAAGUUCUAAGGAACUGACAGAGGAGUGAUAGUAUGGAGACUGCAUUAAUGGCCCUGUACUUGAUAAGUCAGGAAGAUAUAUUCACAGAUUAUUUUCCUUGUCCUCCAAGGUUCCAAAAAACUUGUAAUAAUCACGUCAAGUGUACCCUAUAAACAUACCAAUAGAGGUCAGUUUGCCAGAUCAUCAUAAUUCUGUAGUUCUACUCUGCAUGCCUAAGUCUUCCCUUUUUUAUUAUUAUAAAUAUUACCUAGGUUGUCUGUGAAUUUUGAGGCAUUGGAGAGAGACAUUUUGCAAUUAAAAAAUAACAUGACUCUUUCUAAAAAAUUUGGUUGAAGGACCUUACUGUCUAGCCAAAACACUGAUUCGAGGGUAACCUAGUCUUGUGCUAAAUGUUUUGCUGAAGAAGCAAUUUUUCAGAAACAAAAUCUGAGAAUUUUAAUUUCUAGGAAAUUAUAAGAAAUUUGAUUUUUAGUGAUCUCUUUUGAUGUUUUUCUACACAAGUAAGCUUCAGUAUAGGUGAAGGCUGGUUCCCAGUCACCGCGGUUAUCACUUGUAUUUUAAAUGACUUAAACAAGUCGUGGUGGGGUUUUUUCUUCUCAGUUUGACCUCAUUACUCUUGGAUUAUUAUAUUUUAAAGAACUAAUAAGCCAUUUCAUUUUAUUAGUUAUUAAUUAGAACUUAGGACUAUUAUAUGUCUUUAUAUCAUCUCCUGUUCCUAGGAGUUGAGACACUGGCUUCAGAAUCAUGCCAGAUUGUCAGUAAGAUUGAUUCCUAAGAGUUCCUUUUACAAGGAUCACUUUGCAAAUAAGUGACUUUUACUGAGAUACAAAUAGUAUAACUCUACAAAGAGGAAGACCAAUAAUAAAUAAAGCCCCUUACUGUAAUGAUAUUUCACACUUCAAGUGCACGGUAUUUUUCCAGAUAUUUUUGCAUGCAGCCAAUUGACUCUAUGACGUAGAGAAGUCAGAUGAGAGAU